Messenger RNA from Ostrinia furnacalis (Asian corn borer), 7306 nucleotides. RefSeq names its product BRCA2, DNA repair associated. The transcript has 9 exons. Lineage: Eukaryota; Metazoa; Arthropoda; Insecta; Lepidoptera; Crambidae. Gene Ontology annotation, biological process: regulation of DNA-templated transcription; double-strand break repair via homologous recombination. The coding region runs from base 204 to 7301 and encodes 2365 amino acids. The record is from RefSeq and is a predicted model, not a curated record.
GAUACGAAAAUAAAAAUAUUUCGCGCUUUGUAUUCUUUACAAAAUAGCAUAAAUUCAAUUCACAAUUUAAUGCUGUGCAAACUACAAUUCAACUUGUAUAAUAACCUAGUGAUUUGUUACAAGAAAACCAUUUCUUUUUAUGUAAUCUAACAAACACAAACGCGCAUUGAACACUAAGUAAAAUUAACGCUAUUCUAAAAAGAAUGAAUGAUUCUGCCGAUGUUAUUAGUGAUUUCGAAGAGAUCUUGAAGAACAACACCAAGAAGCAACCAUUGGCAUUAUACAGAGACCAAAAAAACAAGGAUAGACCAAAUACUCAAGGUCAUUCUUCUAACUUAAUUCAAGAUGUGAUUUCAAGUGUUUCCCACCAAAUCAAAGCCUUUCAACAUGCAGACAGUCUUGUUCCCAGUAAACAGAACAGAUAUAAAUUGGAUAAGUACAAGAAAUCUACAUUUUUAACUGUGAAUAUUUUGUCACAACAUUUUGAGGAACCACACAAGCCACCCGCAGCCAAAUUCGAGACCCAGUUGGUCUCCGACAGUCAACUCAUUCAUAUAAUCGACAAUGCAGAAGCCCUGGCCAAUAAUGGUAUCACACAAGAAUUUGAUUGUACAUUCUCUCAGACGGAUCUACAGAAACAUGUUCUAACCGAACACAACGAUAGCCACGAUAAAGAAAUUAACAAUAAACUUAACGAUGACGGUUCUAGCAUUUCUAAUAAUGAUAUUGAGAUUAUUAAUAAAGAAGUUGAUAGUCCUGUAGUUAAGGAUAAUAAUCAAGAAAUGGAAACAGCUGACAAUAAAUCAACUGUUGGUGAUGAUGAAAUACUUAUUUGUAGUAAUAAAACACAAAAUGAUACACAGCUAAAUGAUAACUGCACAGAAAUGCUCAACAAAUGUCUAGAAAUCGAGACAAAUAUAAACGAACUAGACACAGAUGAUAAAGACGAUGAAGAAAUCCAACUUAGUCUUGUAUUUGAAACUAAGAAGUCUAAAACACCAUCGCCUUUAGUGUUUGAUUUAAGUAAAUUUGAAAGUUUCGAAAAAAUAGCAGUUCCAAUCGUAGAAGAGAGCGCAGACUUUAAAUCCGCUAAAAAACUGAUAAACUCGCAAAUAAUAGGAAAGGAACUGUUUAUACAGAGUGAAAUACCACACGAAGUAAGCUUGAACGAGGAAGUAAGCCCCGUCCUCAAAAUCAGUGCAGAAAGGCUUAAAAUCACCAAAACUGUGCAAGCUAAAUUACAUUUUGAAGAACAUAGCACCAAAGCUCAUAAUCCUGUUGAGAUUAGUAAAGAAUCUGAUGAUGUGUUCUUAAAGGAUGAAAUUCUAUUUAGCAGUGAUGAAGAAAAUGAGUAUUUACAUAAAGAAUUCCAUGAUAUACCCCUCACUUGUGCACUAGAGACGUCAUUUUACGAACAACCGGAUAUGCUGGACAAAACAAUGUAUGUUGGGUUUCAAACAGCCAGCAAUAGGUCUAUACAAAUAUCUGCAGAAUCUUUUUCGAAAGCAAAAAGUAUACUAGACGAUGUAGAUAAAGAAUCUAAAGUAACAUUAACUGAUUUGGUAGACAGUUUCACAGCAAAACAUGAUAUGACACCACAGUCAAAAAUAAACUCUAAAACGAGUGAUAUAAAAUUGAAUUUCGAUGCAGCAGUUCAAGAAAACAGAAGUGACUUGAUUGAAAAAGAAAUAGACAAUCUGAAGCGACCAGAUAAGCGGAAAUUCGAAGGUUUUAUGACAGCUAAUAGGAAAAAAAUCAAACUAUCAGAUAUGGCAUUAGCUAGAUGCAAAAGGGUAUUUCAAGAUAUUGAUAUUGAAGAAAAUUUCGAUGUGGAAGAUAGUAGCAAUGUUUCAGAAAAACAAGACUUGAAAAUAGAAGAUAAAGUUAAUAAUGACAAAAUAGAGACAAACCCACAGAUAGAUGAUGAUAUACUGAAUGAAUUUGCUCAUGAUAUGUCUCUAAUUAAUGACGAAAACGACGAAGUGAUUAAAAAAUCUGGUGCUGAUGUUAAUACAAAGAUAAAGUUCUUUGAUCGCAUCGAUUUUAGCGACCGUGUUCUUGAAAGCAAGUUAGAAGAUGAAAUUGCCACGAAAGAACCUUCAUCUUGUAAGGAUAAGCAUAUAAAAGAAGUAGAUUCACACACAGUUUUCAUGGGAUUCAAAACUGCUAGUAACAAUGAGAUAAAUAUAUCAUCAAAAGCCUUGGAAAAGGCCAAAAAUCUAUUUGAAGAUAUAAAGGAUGAUGAUAGUGCUGAUUUUACUUCAGCUAAUAUUAAGAAAACUACUACUGCUGCUUUUGAAAUGGAAGAUCUUAAUCAGCCAUCUACCAGUAAAGGUUUUGGGGGAUUUAAGACAGCAAGCAAUAAGAAUAUCAAAGUAUCCAAUGAAGCUUUAGUUAGAAGCAAAAGCAUUUUUCAAGAUAUUAUUACUGAACCAUGUGAAUCUGAACUGAGACCUAUAGAAAUACAUAAAAGUCCAUCUCUUGGUUUCAAAACUGCCAAUAAUAAAGCUAUUAGAAUUUCUAAUGAGGCCUAUUUAAAAACUAAAGAAAUUUUCAAAGUUAUUCAAUUUGAAAAUACUUCUGAAAUUCGAGAUAAUAUGAAUAGAUCAGAGAAAACAAGCACUAAAGAUGUCUUUAAAGAUAUUUACGUCGAUAAUGCUUCUGACGCACAAGAUAAUACGAAUAGUGAAGAGAAAACAAGCAACAGAAAGUCAGCAAUAGAUUCAGAUCAAAUUAAAGAUUUCGAUGACGAAUUCAAUGAAGCGUUUGACACUCAGCUGUUAGAUCUAGAAAAAGUACAUAUUCCAGAUCUUUGUGGCUUCAAAACUGCCAGCAAUAAGCCUGUUAAUAUUUCUGACAAAGCCUUAGCUCAGAGCAAAAACGUGUUUAAAGAUUUGAGACUCGAUGAUGAUUUGAAUUUUGAUAAGGAAAAUGAUAGAGAUGUCUUUCCGAAACUUCUAAAGAAAUCUAAAACUGAAGGUAAAGCAAAUACAACACAUAGCGACGUUUUAAUAGGAAGUAAGAGUUUUGGAAAUGCAAUGCUAGAUACAGAAAUUGCUGCGACUGAAACUGAAUAUAAUAAUAGUAACAAAACAUCUUAUGCUGGCUUUCACACAGCAAGUAAAAAACCAAUAAAUAUAUCAGCUGAAGCUUUAGCUAAAAGCAAAGCAAUUUUUAAAGAAAUAGAAGACGAAAAUGUUGAUAUUUCAAACAAAAAUGCCGUAAAUAGAAACGAAAAAGUUCCUGAAUUUAAAGGAUUUCAAACAGGCAGUAAUAAACCUAUAACUAUUUCUGCUAACGCAUUAUCUAAGAGUAAAGAAAUAUUCAAAGACUUGGAUGAGGACUAUGUUAGUAAAGAUUUAAAUGAAAAACCUUUCAAAGGGAUUCAGACAGCUAAUAAUAAGUCAAUAGAAGUCUCAGCCAAAGCCUUAGCUCAAACUAAAGAGUUAUUCAAAGAUAUUGAUGAUAAUUGUAGUGUAAAAGAUGGUAUUAUAACAUUUCAAGGAUUUCAAACGGCAAGUAAGAAGCCUGUUCAAAUAUCUGCUGAAGCUUUGAUUAAAACAAAAUAUAUUUUCAAAGACAUUGAUGGACUUGAAACGAAUGACGUCACUAAGUUUGCAGGAUUCCAAACUUCUAGUAAGAAACCUGUUAAUGUUUCCGAAAAGGCUUUAGCUAAAAGCAAGCAAAUAUUUAAAGAUAUUGACGGCAAAAAAGAUCCUAAUGAAAAUACUGAAAAUAGAGGUACUAUCGCUUUUAAAGGUUUUCAAACUGCGAGCAAUAAAGCUGUUAAAAUAUCAGCUGAAGCCUUAGCUAAAAGUAAAGACUUAUUCAAAGACAUAGAUAAUGAAGACUUUCCUACUAAUCCUUUAAAAUCAACAACAUUAGAAUCUGCAUCUAAAUUCAAAGGUUUCAAAACUGCUAGCAACAAACCUGUACAAAUUACAGACACAGCUCUAGCAAGAAGUAAAGAAAUAUUUAAAGACAUUGAUGCUACUGAGAGUGGACUAGCAAAUAAAGUCAGUGAAUCUAAGUUCGAAGGAUUCCAAACAGCAAGUAAGAAACCCGUCAAAAUCUCAUCUGAAGCUUUGGCCAAAAGUAGGGCGAUAUUCCAAGAUAUUAACGAAGAGAAUCUUGUAGAUAGUCCAACAAAAAUAGAUGAUUUACCCACGUUUAGAGGGUUUGAAACUGCCAGCAAGAAACCAGUACAAAUAUCUAAAGAAGCACUUGCUAAAAGUAAAGCAUUAUUUAAGGAUAUUGAUAACGAUGAUUUGAAUCAAAUAACUACAAAAUCAAGUAAUUUUCAAGGAUUCCAAACGGCUAAUAACAAAUCUGUGAAGGUCUCAGAAGAUGCCUUGGCUAAAAGCAAAAGAAUAUUCGAUGAAUUUUACAGAAGUGAAAGUAUGGAAAAUGUACUCCCAUUUAAAGGCUUCGAAACAGCAAAUAAGAAGAAAGUCAAAAUAUCUGAAGAAGCUUUAGCGAAAUCGCGAGAAAUAUUACAAAGCAAACAUUUUAGUGAUGACGAGUGCAAAGAAAACUUAGAUAACGCUAUUAAAGAUCAAACACACUUAAGAAAUGCAGAUGCAAGUUCGAAGCUUGGUAAAAAUGAUGUUAAAGUCUCAGAGAAUGCUUUUAAAGACCCACGAAAGCUUCUAACAGAUGUAAAAACAGCAAAAAUUGAAGAAAAACUAGAUCAAAGAGUUACAGACAAUUUAGAAAAACUAAUAAACACACAAGUGAUUAGCAAUUUUGAUCAGACUCUUUAUACAGAAGAUUUUUGCAAAGAUUCUACGCCAAUUAAAUCUAAGAGAUCGGGCAGUCCUAUUCUCUCUUGCCCUAGAGCCAAAAGGCGUAAAUUUAACACUCCCUACAGAAAUGAUAAUAAAACAACUACAGUUGAUACUAAAGUUACUCCAAAAAUAGAUGAAAAUUUAAUAUUUAACGAAGACUACAAAAAGAACAAAAGGUACACUCUUAAAGACCUAGCCAAUGUUGAAAAGAAAGACAAAUUGAAUACCGAUCCAUACAUUUUGAAUUUUAGUAUGGAAACGUUAUUGGAUUUCGAAUUUUCUGGGCUUAGAAAUGAUAUAACCAAAGGCAAAUUUUCUAUAGAAGAUCUAAAAGAAUAUUUUCUAAAAGCUGUUAACAAGAAAUUAAUACCUAACGGGUGGUUGGACAAUCAUUUGAAAUUGAUAUUAUGGAAGCUAAUAUCAUACGAAGUGAAAUUCACUCAAACAUUGAAUAGAGUGUGUACAGCGAAAAAUGUUCUAGCACAGUUGAAGUAUAGAUUUGAUAAAGAACUGUACAAUGUUGAAAGGCCAGUGCUAAGGAAGAUUUUGGAGAAAGAUGACGUCGCAUCCAAAAGCAUGGUGUUGUGUGUUGCCGGGAUUUUUGUGGAUGGUGUCAGUGUUACCAGUGUUGCCAACCCAAUAUCAAACGUGGAACUGCUCCUCACAGACGGUUGGUACUGCGUAAAGGCGGUCAUAGACAAAAUGCUGACGAAACUUGUCUAUGAAGAGAAAAUAACGGUUGGAAGCAAAAUUAUGACAAAUGGAGCCGAGUUAGUGAAUUGUGAACAAGGGGUUGCUCCUUGGGAGGACACAUCAUCAGUCCGUCUAAAAAUCUUCGGCAACUCCACGCGCCGGGCGCGGUGGGACGCCCGCCUCGGUCUCCAUGGCAACGCGGCCAUCUUGACCGAGCUGUCAUCUGUCAAGCCGGAAGGCGGGAAAGUUUCGAAGCUCCGUCUGUACGUGACAAGGGUGUAUCCGAUGCUGUAUGUUGAGAAGUUUGAAGACGGGAGCACUGUGACCCGUUCAGAACGCUUGGAGAAUAUACACCAGAUCAAAUACGAGUCAGACAGGCAGACAGCAAUGGAGAAACUGUACGAAGAAGUGGAGAAAGAAUUGUCGGAUCAGGAAUCUCAAGACUCGAUUGGAUCUCAAUUGAAACAUCGAAAACUUUCAGCUGAAUUUAUGACGGAAUCUCAAACCAAAUCCUUAGAAGCGAAAUCCAGCAAGAAAAGAGAGAAGCUUUUGCAGAACAUCCAAGAGAGAGUGAGAAAGAAGCUAGAAGAACGAGGCUUAGAUGUCGGCAGGAACGUCGUUGGAUUGUUGAAGAUACGGGUCGCUGGAGUGGAGAAUAGUGGGGUUACUAAAGGUUUCAUGUCGAUAUGGAAACCGAAUGUUAUGCUGACAGAAAUAAUCAAAGAGGAUUCGUGGAUCGAAAUUAUGAAUGUAGUUCCGACUGCUAUCAGGUGCUCAGAAAUACACCUGUCAGCCGGACGUCAGUCUAUCUUCAGUCAAAGCAAGUACAAAGUGCCCGACAAAUUGAAACCACAUUUUAAAACGCUGGCCCGAAAGUGCUACCCUGUGAGAGACCUCGCACAAAACCCUUCCAUGAUGACGGACUUCAAUGAAAUUGAUACUGUUGGUUUCAUAUUUCAAAUCGACGUAGAAUGUUCGAAACAAUCAUUCCAAAAUGUGUAUCUAUCUGACUGUGAGAAGAACAUUAUUUGCGUCAACUUUUGGGGAGGCCUCAGGAAGUUCGGCUUCCAAAAUUUACUAGAUACAGGACAAAUAAUCUCGUGUACGAAUCUGCAGAAACGCGCUGGCAACACUAGAAAAAGCAUCCCACAGUUCAGGGUUACAGAAUUUUCGUUUUUUACCAAAACUCCAAAAAGUUUAGAAGCUAGGAACAUGAUUAUUGAAUUUGAGAAGAAAAUGUGCGGUGUAGAUAGAAAAAAGUUUUGCGAGGAGUGUGUAAAUAAGAAAAAUAAUUACUCCAAUAAACAUUGUGCAGAAAACGUAUCGCCCUAUCGAUUUCACGAACUGAAUUUGACGAAAAACAAAGUUUUUAUCGACAGUCCCUUAGCAGCCAAAUGUGAAGACAAUUUAAACCUUACCGGCCUAGAUUUUGAGUCCACAUUCCGCCAAGCAGACACGCAAGAACUAUCUCCAAAGAGCAAGGAAAGAAAGAGAAAGGUGAACGAAAAGAUUUCCAGAUUAAAAAUGAUUGGAGAACCACCUCCUUUGAGUCCGAUGAACAUUAUAAACAAGUCAAAGAACGCGUUCAAUUCGUACAAAAGUCCGCUGGCUCAGACCAGUGUUGCCAGUGCGAAAAAAUCCACUGAAAAUAGUAAUAAAAAUUAUAUUCAGUCAAGUCCGAUUAUUUCAAUGAAUAGAACUUAUGUAAAAAAUGUUCACCCUGUUAAGUUAAACUUUUCUAACGUACAAGAUAAUUCUUUGGAAGAGGAGGACCAAUUUGCCGAGGAAUUCGAUGGCAGCCCACCUUUGAGUUUAGAAUAGAGAGA